AGGGGGCAUCCAAAUAAAGUUUAUUGUUAUGAUCAUUAAGUUGCGUACCGACAUGCAAAGACAGCUAAAAGUCCCAAAAAAAACAUAUUAGUGCAAUUUUUUCAAUGAGCGUUUCCUCACAACGUCGUAGUUCUGUUCUGAAGUUGUGUUCACUUGCAGCUCUGCGAUUUCCCAUGAUGGAGGCGGCCCGUGAAGGCGUCACAAGUUGGGCAGCUCUCAGUUGUUGCAAAGGCAGACUGAUGAUCCAGCUGCUGAGUGUUCGCUGACAUGGAUACUACUGGCGUUUCCCCCUGAAACUGGACCCAUCACGGCGGCGCGGACUCUCCGGUGGGGCUUCAACCAGCGACCAAACUUCUUCCACGGCCGCACUCAUGUGAUCUAUCUCCCCCCCCCCACUCUCCCCUCUCCUCCCCUCCACCUACUGUUUUGGAGCCAUGUCCAAGAGCCUGAAGAAGAGGAAGAACCACUGGACCAACAAAGUCCACGAGAGUGUCCUUUGCAGGAGCGCGGAGGGGGAGCUGGGGCUGGAGCUGAAGGGCGGCGCGGAGAAUGGACAGUUCCCGGUCGUCGGCGAGCUUCUCCCGGGCGGAGCGGCGUGCCACAGCGGUAAACUCUGCCCGGAGGAACUCCUGCUGGAAGUCAACGACACCCCCGUGGCCGGACUCACCACCAGGGACGUGCACGCCGUGGUCAAGCACAGCAAAGACCCCGUCCGACUCAAGUGUGUCAAACAAGGGGGCGUGAUAGACAAGGACCUGCGCCACUACCUCAACCUGCGCUUCCAGAAAGGCUCGGUGGACCACGAGCUGCAGCAGAUCAUCCGGGACAACCUCUACCUCCGCACCGUCCCCU
Molecule: messenger RNA, 852 nt
Organism: Stegastes partitus (bicolor damselfish)
Lineage: Eukaryota; Metazoa; Chordata; Actinopteri; Pomacentridae
Product: membrane-associated guanylate kinase, WW and PDZ domain-containing protein 2-like
Exons: 2
Biological process (GO): signal transduction; receptor clustering
Cellular component (GO): cell-cell junction; cytoplasm; dendrite
Molecular function (GO): SMAD binding; signaling receptor complex adaptor activity; beta-1 adrenergic receptor binding
Source: RefSeq, a predicted model, not a curated record